AUGGCCAGUGAAAUUCAGCUUGCCAUGACUCCCAUAGAAGAAGAUGAGGAAAAGGCCGAUGAUGUUUCUAUUACAUCAGAAACCCAGCAAAGUAUUUCUUCUGACCAACCCUUCGAUACCCUGAACGAAGAAAAUGAAUAUGAUACAGAUUUGGAGAUGGAGAAGGAAGUAGACGAAUAUGAUGUCACUGGUCGUCAGCUUUAUAUAACCGCCUGCAAGCACCUAGCUAUCGUUCCCGUAAGUUACUUCCUUCAGCAUAUGCAAGAACCAACCUUAGUGAUGAAGUAUCACGGCCUGGGCCCCCUUGGGGUCAAAGCUGUGGCAUUGGCUCUACAGAUUAACACACAAGUUCUGUCGCUGGAUAUUGAAGGAAACUGGAUAGAAGGUAUAGGAGGUAAAUAUAUUGCCAACAUGUUAAAAGAUAAUAUUUACAUCACCGAGCUCAAUUUGGCUGACAAUAACUUGGGUUCUAAAGGCGUAGCCCCGAUAUGUGAUAUGCUCGCUGUCAACACCACGCUUCAAAAUUUGAACCUCUCUGGGAAUAACUUCACCGAUUCUGAUGCUAUGUAUUUUGUGGAAGCCUUGACAGAAAAUCGCCGUGUGCAGUUUCUGAACCUCAGUCAUAACCGUUUUGGAGAAAAGGGUGCUUUUUUGUUAGGACCUGCCAUUGCUGAAAAUGAAACUCUCGAAGAACUUGACUUGAGCUGGAACUGUUUAAGAAAAAGGGGUGCUAUUGAAAUUUGCGAUAGCAUUAAAAAUAAUGCUAGAUUAAAAACUGUUAAUCUUGCUUUUAACGGUCUGGGUAAAGAGGGUGGCCGUGCAGUUGCGGACAUAAUUAAAAGUAACAAUAUUAUAUUGGAUAUUGAUGUCUCUCACAACAGAAUUCCUGCUGAAGCGGCUUCCUUUAUCAGCAAAAGUUUAGAAGGAAACGAUACUCUGAAGGUUUUCAGAAUUACACACAACCCCCUUCGUCCAGGAGGAGCUAUGGACUUGCUCAAAGGUGUUGCACCGGACAGUAGUGUUUUAGAAGUCCUAGACAUGUCUGGAAUUGAAGUCGACAAAUCUUUCAUUGCUAUAAAUAUAAAUUACAUAUAA
Molecule: messenger RNA, 1095 nt
Organism: Patella vulgata (common limpet)
Lineage: Eukaryota; Metazoa; Mollusca; Gastropoda; Patellidae
Product: leucine-rich repeat-containing protein 74A-like
Exons: 2
Coding region: 1-1095 (364 amino acids)
Molecular function (GO): protein binding
Source: RefSeq, a predicted model, not a curated record